Messenger RNA from Pichia membranifaciens NRRL Y-2026, 432 nucleotides. RefSeq lists its product as hypothetical. The transcript has a single exon. The record is from RefSeq and is a predicted model, not a curated record. Gene Ontology annotation, molecular function: ATPase activator activity. Gene Ontology annotation, cellular component: PAM complex, Tim23 associated import motor. The coding region runs from base 1 to 432 and encodes 143 amino acids. Gene Ontology annotation, biological process: protein import into mitochondrial matrix. Lineage: Eukaryota; Fungi; Ascomycota; Pichiomycetes; Pichiales; Pichiaceae.
AUGCAGUUACCGAUUAUUAUAGGGAUUGGGGUGACGGUGGCGGCGUUGACGGUGAAGGCGACGGCGAACGCAGUGGCCCGGUGUCACAGGUUGACGCCGGGGGAGAUUGCCCGUCUGAACGGGCUGGUGGUGGGCGGGGCGGCCGGCCAGUUCCGGGUGUGGCCGGCGAACUCGCCGUACUGGCGGCGGUUCCACGACCUGGACGGGCAGAUGCCGUACGGCGGCUUUGACGGCAAGAUGGGCAAGGAGGAGGCGCUGGAGAUCCUUGGGUUUGGGCGGGAGGACGUGCUGCGGCGGGCGGUGACGUGGGACGAGAUCCGGCGCAGACACCGGCAGCUGAUGAUGGGGAACCACCCGGACAAGGGCGGCAGCAAGUACCUUGCCAUGAAGAUCAACGCCGCCAAGCAGAUGCUAGAAAAGGAUUACAGGUGA